Biomphalaria glabrata is the source of this 612-nucleotide messenger RNA. RefSeq lists its product as uncharacterized. Gene Ontology annotation, molecular function: calcium ion binding. The record is from RefSeq and is a predicted model, not a curated record. The coding region runs from base 47 to 517 and encodes 156 amino acids. The transcript has 4 exons. Lineage: Eukaryota; Metazoa; Mollusca; Gastropoda; Planorbidae.
GAUGUUCCCAGCUCCUAUAACCUUCGAAUUCCAGUGGACGAUAUAAAUGAGAAAGCUUUUACAAUUCAACUCAAAUAUUGUGUUUUUUGUGAACACUAAACUCAACUUUAACUCAACUCUCAGAAUGCUCACCUACGCCUUGUUGAUCUGCCUGCCAAUGUUGGCUUUUGGUCAAGAUAUUCUGGCAAACCAAGAGUUUAUCAGGUUUGAUGUAGAUGGUGAUGGUAACAUAGAGCCCAGAGAGGUCCAGCAGUAUUUCAAUCGUUUUGAUAGUGACGGUGACGGCAGAAUCUCCAGACAAGAGUACAGGCAUGAGGUAGACACACAUCACAUCGUCAACUCAGCUGUCCACCAGACACUGACCCGUCUGUUUGAUGAGCUGGACUACAACAAUGACAACCACAUUGACCAGUCUGAUUUCAACAAAUUUUUCCACAAUGCGGACACCAACCAGAACGAUCUUGUCAACCACGCUGAGUUUGUCAAUUACUUCCUUCAACUGACUGGCGGAUUUUAGUCACGCAAGAGUUGGCUUACAAAUUCCUUUUUUGUUUACUGAAAGAUUGUUAAAUAGAAACAAAUGUAAUAAAACUUGUAUUUAUGCCCCUUUAA